AUGCAGUAUCAUGUGCAGCUCGCCCUAGCACCCUCGUGCGCGGCGAGCGACUUCGACGGCGGUGAUGGGGUCAGCGGUACCGCUUCUUCGCCGUCGCUCGUCGCAUCACCGUCUUCGACCUCAGCUCAAGCGAACUCAUCGCCAGCCCACCACCAGCAAAGCGACAGCGGUAGUGGUGUCGGCAUCACGGUCGGUCAAGGUCUGUUGAGUGGUCGCCGCCUCGCUGUGCGAGUGGCACCGCCGUUGACAUCAAGUGCCGCCCCUGUAGUCCAUGUCCCCGCUAGCGCCGGCGGCGGCAUGAGAGGAGGUGCAAGUCAUUGGCACUCAGGCGACAGCCUUUGCAGCGGUGCUCACAGUAGCAUGUGCGCGUCCUCUUCUCACCAUGCCGCAUCCGAAAUUCCGGCCUCGAUGACGAGCACCACCACCGGCAGAGUCAACACCUCCUCGGCCUACGGCAAAGGUAUCGUCCGCAUCAGCGAGCUUCGGCGACAAGGAGUAGCCUCCGUCGAAUCAGGCCUGCGGCUGGCCACACUCCCAGGAGGCCGCUCGGUAGCCGCGGCUACAUCCACUCACGGAAGUGACGCUGCUCAUGGUGGUGCCAGCGCGGACGGAGAUGUCUUUUACGGGGCCUCGACGCCGCAUGCCGCGCCCUCGCAGCGGCGCACACGGCAGCGUGGCUCACCGACGGCGGCAGCCACCACCUCCGUAUCUGUCUCGUCCUCGAAACGUGCACGCGGUGAUCGUAGCGGUGUAAGCACCAGCGGCGGAGCGCAGCGUCGCGGCCGAGGGAGCAGCGGAGGCUCGCGCGCCUCCGCAGCGGUGGCACUGCGCAGUGAUGGACAGUUGUGUGACUACCGCUGGUUCACCGCACGUGGGCGCCGCUGUUUCGUCUACGACGGCCGCACAUACAAAGGCUCUAGCGCCCAUCGAAUGUGGGAGAAGGUCAAGGGGGCGGCGCGGCAGCGUGGUCUGUUGCCGCCGCAGCAAGCCACGGCGGCGUCGCGCACAUGGGAUGCACCACGUGCUCGCGGAAGAGCAGAUGCCAGCGUUGCCCACUCAGCAGCAGCGGCGCACAUUACUGUGCCGCGUUUGCACCAGGCGUCAGCUCGCGCGCGCUCCGCAGCUGAGCACGUUCUUCUCCCGCAGCAAACCAAGCGGAGGUCGGCCGCGGUAUCCCCAGGACAGGUCGACGACUUGACCCGCACCGGGGUUCUCGUUCCUUCACAGUUGCGGGGGGAGUGGCGCACCCUGAUGGAGGAGCUUGGCAUGAUGCCAGAUGAUGACAGGGACGCGAUGACAAGCGGCAGAGAAGGGUGCCUCUUGAAGGCAGGUGGUGGAACGCAGCCUCCGGAUGGUGCCAGAUCGACCAGGCCACCCUGCUCUCCACCGCGCCGUGCUCACCUCUCCGCGAGCAGCGCAGCCACAGAGGAUGUGGUUGAAAUCAGCGACAGUAACUCGACCUGCGACGACACGGACAACUCUGGCUCCGACACUUCUAGCAGUCUCUCAUCGACAGCCUCGCCCACUGUGGUGAGCGGCAAAGCUGACAGUGGGCAGCGUAACGCCAACACCGUUGCGGCUGGUGUGCCACUGCAGUGGCCCGCCACGUCGUACUUCAGUGACGCAAGCAGUGAGUGGUCUUCUACGUCAUCCUUCACGACGUCACCUGCGCGGCCGCCAUCGUCGACGUCGAGCAACUCGCCGAGGCGGAAGCGUGCAAAGCAAGAGCGGCGCAUAAAGCACGCUGUAACCAGCACCACCACCACUGGUGCACCGGCACGCCUUCGCAGAUAUCAUGGGGUGCAGGUGGUAGAGCAGGACGGGUGGGUAUACCCGGUAGAUGUGUACGCAUCGCAGCAGCAGCAGCAGCAGCAGCGGGAGCGGGAAGAUGAGCAAGUGAGAGAGACAGCACCAGGCGUAGCUUCUUGUGGUGCCACUCUACCAGCUGCGAACGAGAACCGCACCGGUGUUAGCGGUGGCCAGCCGUCAGUGCCCUGUGGUGUCCAUGACCUGCACUUGGCUGAUCUCUACAGAGAGGCAGUGACUACGCAAAGUAACGUGGCCCUUGCCCCACAACUCUCUGUUCCCGCGCUGCUGGCUGUGCCCUUACCCUCCUCCAAGGCGUCUGCGGGGCUGUCUGUAGUGAGUGGGAGCGGCGCAGCUGUCCCGGUACGACCUGCCGCUAUUUCAAGCGCGGCUCAGGGACGCCUUCUGAGCAGUGCCGUCGCACUCCAAAGCAACGUCGGUAGGGGUUGCGUCUCCGCGUUCUUGGGUGCUGAUGACAACCUCGACGACUUCAAUACCGCAGACCUGGCCGACAUGUUCGUCACAGGAGAAGAAAUCGGGGGUCUCCGCUACGAUGGCUGA
Molecule: messenger RNA, 2367 nt
Organism: Leishmania major strain Friedlin
Lineage: Eukaryota; Euglenozoa; Kinetoplastea; Trypanosomatida; Trypanosomatidae
Exons: 1
Coding region: 1-2367 (788 amino acids)
Source: RefSeq, a predicted model, not a curated record